Messenger RNA from Chara braunii, 2204 nucleotides. Lineage: Eukaryota; Viridiplantae; Streptophyta; Charophyceae; Charales; Characeae. The record is from the annotation of a GenBank genome assembly.
GUGGUGGCGCCAGUUUACUCUCAGGCUCGACAUGCACCAUGUCCCGAACAACGAUCGACAUCCGUGCUUGUACCACCGAUCUGGUGGUGCAUGUCAAGCAUGGUUGGACAACAUCUUGACCAGCCACGGUGUAGCAGUGUCGGAACUGCACACCAAGCUCACUUGGCAGGAGUUGACUGACGCCUGGCACAAGCGAUUCCAAGUGGAUCCGCCCGACCUGCAAGCGAUGGACAAGCUCAACAAGCUCCAUCAGAACACGCUGCUCAGUCAGGACUGGAUUACCGAGUUCCAAAGACUCGCCUCCACACCUGACCUGCCCCUCGCAUUCCGCGCCAUCAAGCACUUGUUUAUCAUGCGCUCGUGUCCAGCUCUGCAAAACGCGCUGACGCAGAUUGCAGAGACACUCGACACAUCUGACAAGCUUUUCAGCACAGCGUCACGGAUCAUUCUCACGAAUAUCGAAGCUCGCAACGCCGGCCGAUCUUCCGCGACGACGAGCGGCACCCAGCCCAAGCCAAAGGUGGCUUGCAUUACUUCUACCGAGGCUGCAACACCAAACGAGGGUGAAGUGUUGGCAGCUUCCUGGGAUGGUGGCCGGCCGCGCAACAACCACGGCCGUGACAAGACGAAGACUGAGUCCACCUCUACACCGAGCACCGGAUCAGCCGUCGACGAACCUUGGGCACAAUACGGACUCUCGGCGAAUUCUUAUCGCACGAGACUCAAGUACCGUACAUGUGCGGCUUUCUCAUCGUCCGGAGGUUACUCCGCCACUUCGUCUUCAUCAAGGGAUUCGGCAAGCGUGUUCAACGAGGAGGUCUUGGACCCGCUCACGCCCGAGGACUUCGCUUGGAUUCAUCCCCCUACGACGGGCAACCUUCCGGGGCCGCAAAGCGCAGCACUAUGCGCCCUCUUACACGAGUAUCUUUCCUUCCAUGCACCACCAACUUCGUCGAUGGUAGACGAAGUCGCGGUGGGGGACAUGCUUGGCUAUGUUGCCAAGGUGGCCCGCGAGUUUGUCUCGCAACGGUACGAAGAAAACAACGCACCGUUGCUCUACGUUCGCAUUCAGAUUGGGCAAGCCGCCUGCAACGCUUUGCUAGAUUGCGGCGCAACUCGCAACUUCAUCAGCCAGUCCUUCAUGACUCGGGCUGGCCUUGGCGCACAAGUACGGAGGAAGUCACAUCUGACGACGGUCGCUCUUGCCGAUGGUAAGACGAAACAACUUUUAGACCAUUACAUCUGGGCUGUCCCGGUGUACUUUGCACCACACGCAUGUGAACCCGUUACUUUUGACGUAUUGGACACCGACUUCGAUGUCAUUUUGGGGAUGCCAUGGCUUUCUAGCGCGGACCACACGGUCAAUUUCCAUCGACGCACGCUCACGAUUCGUGAUGCAACUGGCGCCGAGGUCCCGUGUACUAUUCCUCCUCCUCGCUCUUCCAUUCGGUGCCAAGUCGUGAGUGCCAAAUCUUUUCGAGACACAUGCCGUUCCGAGCAUGUCGAAGAGAUUGGCAUCGCUUUUCUUCGAACCGCCCCGACGACCGAUUCAUCGUCCACGGAUGUGUCUUUCGACCCCCGUGUGACCCGGUUGUUUGACGAGUUCUCGGAUGUUUUUGAGACACCCUCCGGUAUAGUGCCGGACCGGCCAAUCUCUCACGAGAUCAUACUUGAGGCCGGCGCCGUGCCACUGAAGGGAUGCAUUUAUCGCAUGUCCGAGGAGGAGCUCACGGUUCUCCGUGCGCAACUCGACGAUCUACUUGACAAGGGUUGGAUCCGCCCUAGCAGCUCACCUUACGGUGCGCCCGUUCGGUUCGUUCGGAAGAAGAACAAGGACCUUCGACUUUGCAUUGACUACCGACGCCUCAACGCGCAAACCAUCAAGAACGCGGGGCCUCUACCUCGCAUUGACGAUUUGCUUGAGUGGUUCGGCGGGGCCAAGUACUUUUCCAAGUUGGACCUCAAGUCGGGCUACCAUCAGAUUUCCAUCCGCUCGCAAGAUCGGUACAAAACCGCGUUUAAGACGCGAUAUGGGCAUUUUGAGUGGGUAGUUAUGCCUUUUGGCCUCACCAAUGCCCCGACCACCUUUCAGGCGGCCAUGACCACCGAGUUUCACGCUAUGCUGGACCGCUUCGUCUUGGUCUAAUUGGACGACAUCCUCGUCUAUAGCCGAAUUCUAGAGGAGCAUCUCAAGCACCUUCGCC